AUGGAAGGGUUGAAAGAUUGGCCAGUAUUUAAUGGUCCACUGGUUUUCUGGGACAUCUCUAGGUCAGAGAAAAUGAUUCUGUAUUUGGGUAGCAGCAGAUGUUAUAGUCUCAUAAGGUCUCGCCCUUUCUCUCUCACUUUUACCACUUUUGAUGAUUGUCUAGGUAAGACAAAAUCAAUUGACAGCAUACUGCCUUAG
This is a messenger RNA of Dovyalis caffra, 198 nucleotides long. NCBI's taxonomy places the organism in Eukaryota, Viridiplantae, Streptophyta, Magnoliopsida, Malpighiales, Salicaceae. The record is from the annotation of a GenBank genome assembly.